Molecule: messenger RNA, 324 nt
Organism: Aspergillus mulundensis
Lineage: Eukaryota; Fungi; Ascomycota; Eurotiomycetes; Eurotiales; Aspergillaceae
Exons: 2
Coding region: 1-324 (107 amino acids)
Source: RefSeq, a predicted model, not a curated record
AUGCUUGAGGCAGAAGAUAUUAUGGAAAUGGCUUUGAUUCCAUUAAGCGAGACGGCUGAGGGAUGUUCUCGACGGAUUGAGAUGUUGAAAGCUAAACAGGGUGUCUUCUUAGGAGCGCGACGUGCUGCCUCAGGUGUCGUUGACAUUGGCACGCUAGGCCUAAUUAGUCGACCCUGUGUAUCCGACUCAACCAUACCUAAAGUCUUCAACUCCUCACUUCCGUUCUGCCUGACACUAUUCAUCACUGAGAAACAGACCGAAUCACUUCACAUCUGCCGUCUUUGCCUACUCCGUACGCCUGAGGUUCACCGAUUGAGCGGCUGA